Cynocephalus volans (Philippine flying lemur) is the source of this 1662-nucleotide messenger RNA. RefSeq names its product testis specific 10 interacting protein (gene TSGA10IP). The transcript is spliced from 8 exons. The coding region runs from base 7 to 1662 and encodes 551 amino acids. NCBI's taxonomy places the organism in Eukaryota, Metazoa, Chordata, Mammalia, Dermoptera, Cynocephalidae. Gene Ontology annotation, cellular component: ciliary basal body; cilium; photoreceptor connecting cilium. Gene Ontology annotation, biological process: cilium organization. The record is from RefSeq and is a predicted model, not a curated record.
ACCAAUAUGCUAAACACCCACCAACAGCUGGCCAGGACCACAUCGGAGAGACCAGGGCAGGACACACAGCUUCAGGCUCCAGGGACGGGCUCAGGGCUGCUCAGGCUGCUGUCGAGCAUCCCCCCGGCAGAUCAGGGGAGCCUGGGGAGUGGUGACAGUGUGCUCAUUCAGGGCCAGCAGCAGGGGUUGCAGAGCACAGGCUGGACGGAAAAGAAGGACCGCAGGCCCAGGAGUCGGAAGAAGAAAGGCCAUGGCUCCGCCGAGGCUGUGGAUCUCUUGCCUGCUCCUCGGAAGCCCUCCUUCCCCUUCCAGUGGGCCUGGGAGAGCUUUGCCACAGAUGGCCGGGCUCUGCUUCGGCCGAGCUCCUCUUCGGCCCCUGGCCACCAGGCCCUGCCCUUGCCCGCAGCGGUCUCCCAGCUCAAGUCCAGGUGCAAGUCCACAGCCAACCUCCCAGAGGCCCACGGCUCCUGUGGGAAGACAGAGGUGCAAAGCCUGGAGAGGAGACAGCAGCUUGCGGGCGGCAUCCCCAGCUCUCCUGGUAAAGAGGAGAACCAAGGGCUACAGCCGUCCAGUGGGUGUGACCUCCGGCUGCCUGGGGAGCGGUCAGGGUCAGCAUCUGAGUCCGAGGACGCUGCUGAGCCAGAAGGCCCGGGUGCUGAGGAGGAUGAGGGUCUGAGCCCUGGGGAACGGCCCCAGCUCCCUAGCACAGGGUCGAUCUUGGAGGAGGAGAGGUUCUCAGAAGUGGCAGAGGAGGCCAAAGAGGGGGAGCAUGCGGCCCCCCAAAGAAAGAGGGCCAGUUCUCGGAAAAAGGGGCAGGAUUCUGUAGAGCAGGCCUCGGAUGAGGGGGAGCUCCGGCAAGGGAGUGGCUCCAGCUCCAACAAUCUCCGAGAGCCACAGAGGAGGCCAUCGAGGACCAGGGAGCUGGAGGGGCCAUGGGACCUGGAGAAGUCACACAGGCAGUUGCAGCAAGACUUGGGCUGUGGUCUCCAAAAGCAGCCCUGGAAGGUUUCGCAGGCUGCUGUUCAGGCUUCCAGCCGGAAUGGGAAGGCCAAUGCCUUGGCGGAUGAUGAAAGUUUCCCAUUUGCCAACUUCCCUAAUCGCACCUUCCAAAAACGACAGGAGGCCACCAGAAGCCUGCUGCAGGCCUGGGCACGGCAGCAGCAGGAGGAGCAGCAGCAGGCCGAGCUGCGGCGGGCCCGGGAGCAGCAGGUCCAGCAGCAGGUGGCCCGCUGCCUGGCUGCCUACACGCCCCGAGGAAGCCGGGGGCCCGGGGCUGCGCAGCGCAAGCUGGAGGAACUGAGGCGCCAGGAGCGUCAGCGCUUUGCCGAGUACCAGGCGGAGUUGCAGGGCAUCCAGCACAGGGUGCAGGCCCGGCCCUUCCUGUUCCAGCAGGCCAUGCAGGCCAAUGCCAGGCUCACUGUGACCCGGCGCUUCUCCCAGGUGCUGUCUGCACUAGGACUGGAUGAGGAGCAGCUGCUGGCCAAGGCAGGAAAGAAGGACACAGAAGGCACAUCCAGGAGACCCAGGAGCCACAAGUCAGUGAGAGCAAAAAUGGAGCAUUCUUCUCAGAGCCCCCCAAGGACGGAACACAACGACAGCCAGGCUGACAGUCUCUCCACCCCCAGUCUGGACCAGGAGUUCAGUCCUCAAGUUAAAAAUUAA